Molecule: messenger RNA, 2283 nt
Organism: Puma concolor (puma)
Lineage: Eukaryota; Metazoa; Chordata; Mammalia; Carnivora; Felidae
Source: RefSeq, a predicted model, not a curated record
AUGGCCCAGGGGUCUCGCUCCGGUGGCUUUCUGCCUCCGCUCGCCACCGUGCCGUCGUUUUGGUCACAACCAGAAGGCGCUGUGGAAGAGCAGUGGGAGAGAAGGCAGGAGGGCGCUCUCGGCGGGGACUUUCGUGGCUGGCCGCGGCUGCCGGUUGCCGGGAGCAUUCCCUGCCUGAACCCACGGCCCGGCGGAGCUCGGGGAGCGCAGCCGUGGUGGGCUGCGCCGGCGCCAGCAGACGCAGGAGAGCACCGCGAGGCGGGCGCUGCAGACUGGUGGCAGGAGCCGGCAGCCGGCCGCCCCAUUCCUCCCGCGCUGCAGCGUCUCCGGGCCGUGUUGCUGCGGCUGCAUCGUGAGCGGGAGCAGCUCCUUCAAGCCCGGGACUGCGCCUGCCACCUACAGACGGCCGUGCGCCUCCUGAGGAUCCUGAGUCCCAGCGCGACGGCCCUUGGCCCCGGCCCCUUGCCUCAGCUGUGCCGCGACCUGCUGCUGCCUUCCCGUGGGGCUGUCCUGCGAAGCGGCCUACGGGAGACUCCGGAGCCGCUACUCCUGGCGCGUCCCGUUGGACUGGCCGCUCAGCGCCUGGAUGCUGCCAUCGAGAUGCAGCUUCGGGCUCUGGGUCGGGAGCCUGCCAGCCCAGGCUUGUCGUCCCAACUUGCUGACGUGCUCUUGGCACUUCCCGCCUACCACCAGCUGAUGGGAAAAGCCUUGAGCCAAAUUCCGGGGGCAGCGCGCCCUUUCCCACCCCUCCGUGUGCUCCACCUCCUGACGGGGGAGCGGGGUUGCCAGGUGGCUGGUCAGCUAGAUGAGGCUCUCAGGGGGUCGGGCUUGCGGGACCACCUCCGAAGUCGGUGCCAGGAGGAGCGGGAGCUGCUGCCCGGGCUGCUGGGGCUGCUGGGGGGUGUGAGUGAUUCAGCCAGCAGUGGACUGGGGCUUGGAGGGGCUGGAGCCCUGUGGAGCCAGUACUGGACCCUGCUAUGGGCAGCUUGUGCUCAGAGUCUGCACCUAAGUCUAGGACCCUGGAGGGACCACAGGGCAGCCGCACAACAACUGAGUCAGGCACUGGGUCAGGCAUCCCUGCCUCAGGAGUGUGAGAAAGAGCUGGCUUCUUUGUGUCGCAACCUAUUUCAUCAGUCCCUUAUCUGGAAUUGGGACCAAGGCUUCUGCCAGGCCUUGGGAUCUGCUGGUGAAGAUCAGAGCAGCCGUCCCUCAUCCUCUCAUACCACUGAACUUUUGCAACAGCUUUUCCCUCCUCUCUUGGAUGCCCUUCAACAACCCAGGUCAGGGCUGCUCCUCUGUCAGCCUCCAGGGCUCUGUACCCUGCAGACCACCUUGCUCUGGUUUUUGGGUAGAACUCAGCAGCAUCUGGCAGCAUGGGCCCCAGAUUCUUUCCUGCUUCUGAUCCAGAAGGACUUACCUCCUCUAUUGCAUGAGGCGGCAGCUCUGUCUAGACUGGCCUCAGAAGAAAGUUUGUCCCUGGAGGUGGAGCAGCAGCUGGGCCUGGAGAUCCAGAAGCUAACUGCACAGAUCCAGCUCCUGCCUGAAGAGUCAUUAAGUCUCUUUUUUCAAGAAUGUCAUAAACAAGCCACACAGGGCUUCGAACUCUACAUGCCACGGGGCCGGUACUGGCGGCAUCGUCUCUCUCCUGAACUGCCCAGCAUUCCCAGUGAGUAUGCUGGGUUGGUGGUUCGCACUGUACUGGAGCCUGUGCUGCAAGGAUUGCAGGGAUUGCCGCCCCAAGCCCAGGCCCCUGCCCUUGGCCAAGCACUGACAGCCAUCCUGGGUGCCUGGCUUGACCACAUCCUCAGGCACGGGAUCCGGUUCAGCCUGCAGGGGGCGCUGCAGCUCAGACAAGACUUUGGAGUGGUCCGGCAGUUGCUGGAGGAGGAGCAGUGGGGCCUGUCGCCAGAACUUCGACAAUCUCUGCUCACACUCAACAUCUUCCAGAGGCUGGAUGGGGCCCUGCUGUGUCUAUUCCAGCAGCCCCUGCCCAAGCCUGAAGUCCACAGGAGGCCUCCCUGUUGCUGUAUAUGCAAUGAGGUCCAGACCAUGGAAUUGCCCAGCAGCAGCCUCAACAGCUUGGAGAACUUGGAGCCCCCUCUUCGGCCUGGAGCACCCCCAGCCCAGACAGCUCAGCUGCUAAGCACACUAUGGGGAGGGGGACCUAGCCCAGAGGCUUACCUGGUGGGAAAUCAGCAGGCCUGGCUUGCCCUGAGGCAGCACCAGCGCCCCCGUUGGCACUUGCCUUUUCUUUCAUGCCUGGGGACCAGUCCCGAAUCCUAA